GCGGUGUCUGGGUGAGGAGAGCGGGAGUGCCGCCGGGACCGGCUAAGACGCCGCCGUGGCUGGAGUGGCACCGGCGCAGCAGCCGUGGGACAUCAUGGCAGCCCAUCAAGAGAAAAAAUCUGAAGAAAGAAAACGCAAAAGCACCCAAAAUGAUACUCGAACACCUCAAGCCCAGUGGGGAAGAGCAUGGGAGGUAGAUUGGUUUUCCUUGGCCAGCAUCCUUUUCCUGCUCAUGUUUGCACCACUUAUUGUGUAUUACUUCAUCAUGUCCUGCGACCAGUACCAGUGUUCUCUGACUGAUCCAGUCAUCGACUUGCUCAUGGGCAAUAAACAUCUGUCUGACAUCUGGAACAAGACUCCUCCACUGACCUAUAGGGCUGCUGGCAUCUAUACCCUUUGGGUCACCUUCCAGGUGGUUUUGUACGUGUUCAUUCCUGACUUCUGCCAUAAGUUUCUUCCUGGAUAUGUAGGAGGUGUACAAGAAGGUGCUGUCACCCCCGCUGGUGUAGUGAAUAAGUAUGAAAUCAAUGGCCUUCAGGCCUGGAUCAUUACCCACUUGCUUUGGUUUGCUAAUGCUUAUUACUUCCACUGGUUCUCACCCACCAUCAUUUUUGACAACUGGAUUCCUCUCCUGUGGUGUGCCAAUAUCCUGGGAUAUGUAGUUUCCACGUUUGCAAUGAUCAAAGGCUACCUCUUCCCUACCAAUGCCAAGGACUGCAAGUUCACUGGCAAUUUCUUCUAUGACUACAUGAUGGGGAUUGAAUUUAACCCGCGAAUAGGGAAGUGGUUUGACUUCAAGCUGUUCUUCAAUGGACGCCCUGGCAUUGUGGCCUGGACUCUGAUUAACCUCUCUUAUGCUGCCAAACAACAGGAACUGUAUGGUCAAGUAACCAACUCCAUGGUCCUUGUCAAUGUCCUUCAGGGGAUUUAUGUUCUGGACUUCUUCUGGAAUGAAGCCUGGUAUUUGAAAACCAUUGACAUUUGCCAUGAUCACUUUGGAUGGUACUUGGGCUGGGGAGACUGUGUUUGGUUGCCUUAUCUCUAUACUUUGCAGGGCCUGUAUCUGGUUUACCACCCUGUGCAGCUGUGCACAGCUAAUGCCAUGGGCAUCUUGAUACUGGGCUUGAUUGGCUACUACAUCUUCAGAGCGACAAACCACCAGAAGGACCUCUUCCGUCGUACGAAUGGCAACUGCAAGAUCUGGGGGAAGAAGCCUGAGUACAUUGAGUGCUCCUACAUGUCUGUGGAUGGCACCAAGUUCUACAGCAAGCUGAUGACCUCGGGCUUCUGGGGCUGGGCACGCCACUUCAACUACACGGGAGAUUUGAUGGGCUCCCUGGCCUACUGCCUGGCUUGUGGGUUUGAACACAUCCUGCCUUACUUCUACGUCAUUUACAUGACAAUCCUGCUGACCCACCGCUGCCUUAGGGAUGAGCACCGUUGUCUCAGCAAAUACGGGAAGGACUGGAAGCGCUACACCGCCGCCGUGCCUUACCGCCUCCUGCCGGGCCUCUUCUAAGGCUAAAACAGAGCCCAGGGGCAAGAAAAAGAAACUUCUUUUUUUUUUUUUUUUUUGGAAGUGAAGUGAGUUCAACCACAAGUUAAGCUAACAAAAACUUUGUGAAGGAUACCCAUCAUAUUCUGAAGGAGAAAAGGUAAUCCUUGCUGUGCUGAAGGAGCAUGCAGGCAGACUGCAUGCAAACAAAUGAUGUGAGGCACUGAAAUAUCCUGUAUUUUUAGCAGACUCUGUUACCUGGAUUGUUUUUUUUUCCCUUCCUUUCUCAGAAUUAGUGUGAAAUAAAAGUGAAGUUGCAUGCUUUGAGAUUCUGAAAUCUCCAAGAGCUGGGAGAAGCCUUACUCUUCAAAGGAGCAGGGUCUUGCAACUAGUUUACAGUGAUUUAGGAGAGGAAGAAAAGAGUUGUGAGAUCUGUUGAUAAAAGAAGUUGUAAGGUGUGGUUGCUUGUGACAGUUAUAACUUAGAUUCAGUGACUCCUCAAAGGAGGUUUUGUUGUUUGUUGCUUUUCAAGAAGUUAACUGUGGAAGUACUGAGCUGUGGAACCUGACCCUAACUGGUGUCUGGAAAGACUUUUCUAAUCUAAUGCAAGUGUCUGUGAAAGCUGGGAUAAAUUGAUAAGUCUCAGCUCUAAACUGAGAAAAUAGUACUUGACCAACUGGGUAUUAUUUUGAUACUGAAACCAAGCUUGCUUUGUGAAGAUGCUGGGAAUACGUUUAUUUCUUCAGUGUGGGUAGAAAACUUUCUUCUCUACCAUUUGUGUGAAACCUUAUUUGUAAACUUUUAACAAAUAAAUGCUUGGUUCCAAAGAAGUCAAUAA
Messenger RNA from Pogoniulus pusillus (Red-fronted tinkerbird), 2333 nucleotides. RefSeq names its product 7-dehydrocholesterol reductase (gene DHCR7). Gene Ontology annotation, molecular function: 7-dehydrocholesterol reductase activity. The transcript has 8 exons. The coding region runs from base 95 to 1519 and encodes 474 amino acids. Gene Ontology annotation, cellular component: endoplasmic reticulum membrane. NCBI's taxonomy places the organism in Eukaryota, Metazoa, Chordata, Aves, Piciformes, Lybiidae. The record is from RefSeq and is a predicted model, not a curated record. Gene Ontology annotation, biological process: cholesterol biosynthetic process; brassinosteroid biosynthetic process.